Messenger RNA from Urocitellus parryii (Arctic ground squirrel), 3835 nucleotides. It is a transcript of the gene Usp48, whose product is annotated as ubiquitin specific peptidase 48. Gene Ontology annotation, molecular function: cysteine-type endopeptidase activity; cysteine-type deubiquitinase activity; protein binding. The record is from RefSeq and is a predicted model, not a curated record. Gene Ontology annotation, biological process: protein deubiquitination. NCBI's taxonomy places the organism in Eukaryota, Metazoa, Chordata, Mammalia, Rodentia, Sciuridae. Gene Ontology annotation, cellular component: cytosol; nucleus.
CGCCCCGUGACGUCAGCAGGGCUCGGGAAAGGAGUCGGAACCAGCUCAGGCUCAAGUUAAGUCUUCCUCAAGAGAGGUGACCCUGGUUUCUGUGGUGACCCGGUUUCUGCUGUAGACAGGGCCCACCCGGCAAUCCAGGAGGACCUAUGGUGUGGCGGAGCCCGUUCGGGCGGCAGCGGAGGCGGAGGCGGCCCGGCUUGAGGGGCGCUCGUUGUGCCAGGGCCAUGGCCCCGCGGCUGCAGCUGGAGAAGGCGGCCUGGCGCUGGGCGGAGACGGUGCGGCCCGAGGAGGUGUCGCAGGAGCACAUCGAGACCGCCUACCGAAUCUGGCUGGAGCCCUGCAUCCGCGGCGUGUGCAGAAGAAACUGCAAAGGAAAUCCAAAUUGCUUGGUUGGCAUUGGUGAGCAUAUUUGGUUAGGAGAAAUAGACGAAAAUAGUUUUCAUAACAUCGAUGAUCCCAAUUGUGAGAGAAGAAAAAAGAACUCGUUCGUGGGCCUGACGAACCUGGGAGCCACUUGUUACGUCAACACAUUUCUUCAAGUGUGGUUUUUAAACUUGGAGCUGCGGCAGGCGUUGUACUUGUGUCCGAGCACCUGUAGUGACUACAUAAUGGGAGAUGGUGUCCAAGAAGAGAAAGAUUAUGAGCCUCAGACAAUUUGUGAGCAUUUGCAAUACUUGUUUGCUUUAUUGCAAAACAGUAAUAGACGAUACAUUGAUCCAUCUGGAUUUGUUAAAGCCUUAGGGUUGGACACUGGGCAACAGCAGGAUGCCCAAGAAUUCUCAAAGCUUUUUAUGUCCUUAUUGGAAGAUACUUUGUCUAAACAAAAGAAUCCAGAUGUGCGGAACAUCGUGCAGCAGCAGUUCUGUGGGGAAUAUGCUUAUGUAACUGUUUGCAAUCAGUGUGGCAGAGAGUCAAAGCUUUUAUCAAAGUUCUAUGAACUGGAGUUAAAUAUCCAAGGCCACAAACAGUUAACAGAUUGUAUCUCAGAGUUUUUAAAGGAAGAAAAAUUAGAAGGAGACAACCGAUACUUUUGUGAAAAUUGUCAAAGCAAACAGAAUGCCACGAGGAAGAUCCGGCUUCUUAGCCUUCCCUGCACUCUGAACUUGCAGCUGAUGCGCUUUGUCUUUGACAGGCAAACUGGACAUAAAAAAAAGCUGAAUACCUACAUUGGCUUCUCAGAAAUUUUGGAUAUGGAGCCUUAUGUGGAACAUAAAGGUGGGUCUUACGCCUAUGAACUCAGUGCAGUCCUCAUACACAGAGGAGUGAGUGCUUAUUCCGGCCACUACAUCGCCCAUGUGAAAGAUCCACAGUCUGGGGAAUGGUAUAAAUUUAAUGAUGAAGAUAUUGAAAAGAUGGAGGGGAAGAAAUUACAACUAGGGAUUGAGGAAGAUCUAGCAGAACCUUCUAAGUCCCAGACCCGAAAACCAAAGUGUGGCAAAGGAACGCAUUGCUCUCGAAAUGCAUACAUGUUGGUUUAUCGACUGCAGACACAAGAAAAGCCCAACACGAUGGUUGAAGUUCCAGCCUUUCUUCAAGAGCUGGUAGAUCGGGAUAAUUCCAAGUUUGAGGAAUGGUGUAUUGAAAUGGCUGAGAUGCGUAAGCAAAGUGUGGAUAAAGGAAAAGCAAAACACGAAGAGGUUAAGGAGCUGUACCAAAGGUUACCUGCUGGAGCUGAGCCAUAUGAGUUUGUCUCCCUGGAAUGGCUUCAGAAGUGGCUGGAUGAGUCGACACCCACCAAGCCUAUUGAUAAUCAUGCUUGCCUGUGCUCCCACGACAAGCUUCACCCUGACAAAAUUUCAAUUAUGAAGAGAAUAUCUGAGUAUGCUGCUGACAUUUUCUACAGUAGAUACGGAGGAGGCCCAAGACUAACUGUGAAAGCCCUGUGUAAGGAAUGUGUAGUUGAGCGCUGUCGUGUAUUACGCCUGAAGAACCAGCUAAAUGAAGAUUACAAAACUGUUAAUAAUCUUCUAAAAGCAACAGUAAAGGGCACUGAUGGAUUUUGGGUGGGGAAAUCCUCCUUGCGGAGUUGGCGCCAGCUAGCGCUUGAGCAACUAGACGAACCAGAUGGUGAAGCAGACCAAAGCAACGGGAAAGUGAACGGCAGCACCUUCAGUAAAGAUGAAUCAAAGGAAGAAAGAAAAGAAGAGGAGGAGGAAUUAAAUUUUAAUGAAGACAUUUUGUGUCCACAUGGGGAGUUGUGCAUAUCAGAAAAUGAAAGAAGACUUGUUUCUAAAGAGGCUUGGAGCAAACUGCAACAGUACUUCCCGAAGGCUCCUGAGUUUCCAAGUUACAGAGAGUGCUGCUCCCAGUGCAAGAUAUUAGAAAGAGAAGGUGAAGAAAACGAAGCCUUACAUAAGAUGAUUGCCAACGAGCAAAAGACUUCUCUUCCGAAUCUCUUCCAGGACAAAAACCGACCAUGUCUCAGUAACUGGCCAGAGGAUACGGAUGUCCUCUAUAUUGUGUCCCAGUUCUUUGUAGAAGAAUGGCGGAAAUUUGUUAGAAAGCCUACCAGAUGCAGCCCUGUGUCAUCAGUUGGGAACAGUGCCCUUCUAUGUCCCCAUGGGGGACUCAUGUUUACAUUUUCUUCUAUGACCAAAGAAGAUUCUAAACUUAUAGCUCUCAUAUGGCCCACCGAGUGGCAAAUGAUUCAAAAGCUCUUUGUUGUGGAUCAUGUAAUUAAAAUCACAAGAAUCGAAGUGGGAGACGCAAACCCUUCAGAGAAACAGUAUAUUUCUGAGCCUAAACUCUGUCCAGAAUGCAGGGAGGGCCUGCUGUGCCAGCAGCAGAGGGACCUGCGUGAGUACACUCAAGCCACCAUCUAUGUCCACAAAGUUGUGGACAAUAAAAAGGUGAUGAAGGAUGCCGCACCGGAGCUGAACGUGAGUAGUUCUGAAACAGAGGAGGACAAGGAAGAGGCCAAACCAGAUGGAGAGAAAGAUCCAGAUUUUAAUCAAAGUAAUGGAGGAACCAAGCGGCAGAAGAUAUCACAUCAGAAUUACAUAGCCUAUCAAAAGCAAGUCAUCCGGCGGAGCAUGCGACAUAGAAAAGUUCGUGGCGAGAAAGCUCUAAUCGUUUCUGCUAAUCAAACAUUAAAAGAAUUGAAAAUUCAGAUCAUGCACGCAUUUUCAGUUGCUCCUUUUGACCAGAAUUUGUCAAUCGAUGGAAAGGUUUUAAGUGACGACUGUGCCACCCUGGGGACCCUUGGUGUCAUUCCUGAGUCUGUGAUUUUAUUAAAGGCGGAUGAACCAAUUGCAGAUUAUGCUGCAAUGGAUGAUGUCAUGCAAGUUUGUAUGCCAGAAGAAGGGUUUAAAGGUACUGGUCUACUUGGACAUUAAUCUUUGAACACUUGCAGACACCAAGAAAUGACCAGAGGGGAAGAGGAAUUUGACUUUAGGGCAUUAAAGAAAAGGUGGAUUUAAGGAUUAAACCAUUACAUGACUCUUCCAAAAGGCAAAAUCCAUCUAAAAGCGACUGUCCCAAAUGCCUUAUGUCAAAUAAAGCAGAUUGCACUGAUGGACAUCAAACUUAAAGGAAAUGUUUCAAAUUUUAUAUUUAAGGGGGGCGGUGGCAGGGAGGGGUGAGGAAAGACUGAACAAGUUUAGUAGCCGUAACAGUAAAUCAUGUUUACAAAGGAGAUCUGUAGUCAAGGCGGGAAUGAAGUUCUCUUCUACUUCUUGCUCAAGUUCCAUGCAGAUGCGCUGGUCCAGAAAGGAUUUGUGUCACAGUAGAUGGGACAACAUUCUGCUCAAGUGAUUCUUUAGAGACGUAACCUGCUUAUCAAUACCUGUCUUUGACUCCUAUCGUACUUUCAAUAAAGCAUGAAAGUGAAGAACUU